This is a messenger RNA of Owenia fusiformis, 4636 nucleotides long. NCBI's taxonomy places the organism in Eukaryota, Metazoa, Annelida, Polychaeta, Sabellida, Oweniidae. The record is from the annotation of a GenBank genome assembly.
UCAAAAUUGCAAACAAAAUGGCGCUAGAAAUGUGAACUUUUUAAAAGGUAAUCAAUGAAAUAUAGAAGAAGAACGGAUUAUUUGACUUGGAUCGACAUCGGCCAGUAUGUCCGAAGAGAGGAGGGUUGAGUUGAUGCCCGCCGAUCCGACUGAGAAGCCCAAGAAGACGAAGAAAACCAAACCUACACUUCGGUUCAGCCUGACACUUGGCGAAACAACAGAGAAAACAUGUCCUGAGUUCUCGUACGUCGAUCUUGUUCGAAAAGCUUUGGGACCUGUUCGGGAAACUCAGAAAAAUGACAAGGUUGACCCAAAAGACAAAGACAAGUUAAAUAAAUCAUUUGAUCCUUUUGGUGACCCCCUUGAUUGUUUCAUUGACGAAGACCAUGGGAAACUGGAAGCAUUAGCCAAAUCGUUUGAACAAAAAUAUGGUGGUCCAACAAAAAAGAAACGACGUCAGGAGAACCCUGGUGACUUGGUGAAUUUAGGAGAGGGUUACGAUGUUGCAGAUCCAUUUAUAGAUGACUCUGAGGCAUAUGAUGAGAUUGUCCCACAGUCUCUGGACACAGCCAAGGGAGGCUUCUACAUAAAUUCUGGUCGCCUUGAUUUCCGCCAACUUUCCGACUCAGAUGAUGAGUUUAAAGGAGACAAAAAGAAGAAAAAGAAGAAAAUCAGGAGAAUUACAUCCGAAUCUGAAUCAGAAACUGAAACAGCGAAGAAGAUAAAGAAAAAGAAGAAGAAGUUAAAGGAUGGAGAAGAAAGACAGAAGAUAAAGAGUAAGAAAAGGAUGAUCUCGGGAAUGAUACCAGGAGAAAACCCAUUGAAAAAAUCUAAGAAAGAUAUCCCUCCUCCUAAAGAGAAGACUGGUCCAUCUGCUAUGGACUACAUCACUGGGAAGAUUGUUGUACCAGAGAAUGAGGACGACCUUUUACUAUUUACAAAUGGAGAACUUGAUGGGAUGGAGGUGAACGAUGUUGAUAUUGAAGAAAUGCACACCAAAAUAGACUCAACCAUUGAUUCAGUGCUCAACCAAGGAAGCAGUAUUUUUGACAAAACACCAAACAUCUCUACCUCAAAAGAACCAAUACGAGAUCCAUCCCAAACAGCCGUCACACCAAGUUUUGCAACCAAUGAGUCUAAUAUCUCAAAUACUGGCCCUGAAAUUAAAGUUACAGAGUCAGAAGACAGUAAAAGCCCUGAAAAUGCUCCUAAGCUUCCUGCAGGACUGUCCAAAGAACUGGAGUCAGUCCUAGAGAAACUCAAAGAUGCCUCUACUAAACCAAUUGAGGGUAAAUCUAAGUUUUUCACGACAGACAACAACAAGCUUUUACUACAAGUCGAAAACCUGAGUCGCCAAUUAAACAGUCAAAUGAGGUCAGCCAUGUACAACCAUCUGGCUGCAUUCUUACCAUGUGGCAAGGAAACACUGGUAAAGCGUGCAAAGAAAUUACAACAGAAUGAGCAAGAUGAUAUCCUUCGAGUUCCAAUCAACAAACUCAAAGAUGCUAUCAUUAAAGUUAUGCCUGAGCAAAUAGAAAAAUACCAACGACUUGUGACACUGAAUAAAAUUGAACAGAAUGAAAAGGAGACUUCCACAGCUGAGAGUGAUGUUGAUGAUAAUUCUCAGGGACCAGAUGAUCUCAAUAAAGCUACGGAUAAGGAUGAGAAAAAGAAAACCAGGGCUCCAACAAAGAAGUUUGAAUGGUCAGAACCAUUAAGAGUUUUACUGUGCAAUGUUGUGCGACUGAAGAUGCAGGCUUUCAACGUUACAAAGGUGAAAGGACAGACAGCUGAGGAAUUCCUGAAAAAUUUCUUAGAUUCAGAAAUCAAACCAUUGUGGCCAAAAGGAUGGAUGCAAACAAGGACACUGUUUAAAGAAAGUCGUGCCGCACAUUCAUCAUUUACAAACACACUUAUGCAAAAACCUAAGAAAACUGUGAUAGUGACCAAAACUUCCAACACAAAUACCCUUUCACAAGUAAAUGGUUCUUUGCUAUUAGCUGAGAAUAAAACAACCUCAAAAUCACCUGUUAAGGACUCAGAAGGGGAACUAGCUCCUGUGAAGACUAUACUAGACUAUGCUGCAGAAAUGUACACUGCUAGCUAUUCUGGUGGAUUGGACCCACCUCUUCAAGCAAAACCAUUAUCAAGUUCAACCCCAGUGACAUUAACAAAUACAGCACAGAUCUCAAAUAUACUGAAGGCUCAGUCGACAUGUAAGACAGAGCCAACAAAAAAGACUACACAAGCUCUGACUGCCCUAACGGCAAGUACAGGCAAUGCAACCAAAGUAAACACUAAAACAGCACCAAGUACACCACUAACAUCAGGAUCUGCUAGCCACUUACAACCCAAAAAACUGUCAGUUGUUCAACAGGUUUCUGUACAAAAGAUGAAACCACAACCCCUACCACCAAUGGUUGUAUCACCAGUCGCUUCAAAACCUCAAGAUAAUUCAUUUAUUGAACAAUUUAAAAAGUUCACUGAACAAAAUAAGUCAUUGACCAGUGUACACCAAUCAGGAAAUACUAAGAGCUCUGGGCAUUAUAAGCCAGUCAAGACUCAGAUAACUCAAUCAGCCAAUGAAAAAGUAGGCUCAAACUCUAAUAAAGCCAUAGCAAACUCAGGGAAUUCUGGGACUGCUAAACCUGCAGCCAAUACUCAGCCAAAACACUCUGCUCAAAUGCCAUAUGUUCAUAAAACACAUAUGCAUAAAGAACACAGCCAAAAGAGUCAGGGACAAAAGAUGAACAUUCAAAAACCUCAAAACAAUCCACAAAAAUCGACCUCAGUGCCUCAGAGGUCAAAUCAAAGCCCCCAGAGGGUGUCGCCAUCUGCCGGAAAUGCGGUUUCCACUUCAGGGACUGGCUGGAAUCCAGAUGCAGAUAUUUUGCAAUAUUUACGAUCACCAAGUGUUCAGGGACAAUUAUCUACUAUUUUAUCAGACAAACCAACCCGUGCCGCCUCCCCACCGUUUCUAGGAAUGAACUUGAACAUGACUCAGUUCGCUGAAAUGACCAAAGCAGACCAACAGCAACCAAAGGUGAGUAAACCUCCAAAGAGGCAACCAGUUGAUGAGGCCGAGUUUCAAUCAUUACUGAAAUCAGCAGUGCAGCAACGUGCCUCACCUGUUUCACCUCAAAAGUCUCCCCAGACCCAGAGAUCUUCAGUACCAAGCAAACCCCAUCGUCCAACUGGGACUGAAGACUAUGCUCGAUCUUAUCAGAAUAUGGUGCAGCAGUAUACAUCAGGUAGAAAUGCUUUUGGGAGCCAGUCUCAGUCGAUUUCAAGUUACCAAUCAGCUGGGUAUCAUAAGAACACUACCUCAAGUCUAGCUGCAAAUAGUUCCCAACAGCCUCCAAGCAGCAUUCAUGGUGUUGGUAAUAGUGGAGAUGCUGUUAUAACUGGUCCAGCUCCAGGAACCUACAGUCAUGUUUUACACAGAAGUCCUGGACACCACAGCCCUAGUCAUGUAGGGCACUCACCCAUAGGGCACCAUACAAGCCCAAGGCAAACCACUCCACAAGCUUUGUAUUCAUCUCUGCACGGCACAAUAGAUCCUCAACUAAAUCCUAACAUAAGGCUGCCUUUCCAGCAUCAGUAUAAAGAUAGCAGCAGAUCAUCACAUUACUGAGACUAAUAAUCGACACUAUAUACGGAGGCAACCUUACUUAAGCAAUGGAUACAUGUGUCUGAUGUAGCCAGUACUUGACUGUUACCUUACAAGGGAGCUGUUACACCUUGAUUGUUCCUAAAGCAGACAGUAUGAAUACAUGUUUGUAAAGUUACAAGUCAACCAAUAGAAGUUCCUCGUUCUAACAUGUUUGUUAAGUUGCUAGGCAAUGGUUACAACUUCCAGAUGCAAACUAUGUGUGAAUUUGUGCAUGUAUUAGGCAGCCAUUACAUGUUACUGCUAUAGGCGUACUUGUUUGUCCAUGUUUUUCCUAAAAUUGGUGAAAGGUCGGAGUGCUUAGCAAGACUAUAAUGAUUAGACUACAUAAUGCAAUUGUAAACAAUUGACAAUUAUAUCUGAUAGUGCAACAGUAAAGUCUGCUGUAAUAACAUUAACAGAAUCAUGCUAUCCAAUUAUAAGGAAUAUCCACCAUUGCCUUUUAUUUCCAAUGUUGUAUUUAUCCAGCUGAACUAUUGAAAUAUCAGUUGAAUAAUACAAGGUUAUGUACUGACAAAUCUUGGUCAAUACACCAUAUUUAAAUUGUGCAUAAUUCUUGAGGUCAUGUUUCAAAAUGUGUAAAACCAUCAUAGCCAUGAUAUUGUAUUAUUCAUUUGAAUGUCUCAGGAAUAUCUCACAGCCAAUAUUCACGAGCCUUGGAUAAACACAACCUUCUCACUAUAGAUCCAUAAUCAAAAUAUGUUAACUUAAAUUGAUGUUAACUUCAAUUUAAACAUGUUUGUUUCUGUACCGCGUUGAUAGUCAUGAUUAAUAUUUGUUCUGAUUGGACAAUUAAACUACUAUAAUGUAGUCAGAUUGGCAUAAUUGUAAAUAAAAGAGCAUUUUUGAAAUGCCAACCAUGUGGGCAUAUUUAUCUUAAUGCAUUUAUUAAGGAGAAGAAAUUGUAUAUAUUGUAUUAUUAAUUGAUUUACAUGUAGCAAUAAAUGUUUUGAUACAAACUUUAAC